Molecule: messenger RNA, 3267 nt
Organism: Anolis sagrei ordinatus
Lineage: Eukaryota; Metazoa; Chordata; Lepidosauria; Squamata; Anolidae
Source: RefSeq, a predicted model, not a curated record
AACUCAGGGCGGCUCAGUGUAUGCCCUUGAGACCCUUCAUGCCUGCAUUUCCCUUAUUUCCAUUGUCAACACGACCCAUGACGGGAAAGAGGGGGAAAUCUUGGUGGUAAAGGAGGUUCCUGGCUUUCAUCCCUUUUCUUUUACUUCUUCUUUCUUGACCAGGGAAACGAGCAUCCAGUGAAGCCACAUCUGCCGUGCUGAGAAAGAAACCAGAAUCGAGUGGCUAUUGAGGAAUUUGGAAACCAAGAGUGCAGUCAGAGAACCAAUGGUGAAGGAAGAAGAAAUCCUCUCCAGGUGCUGAUCGUGCAGAACUCUUGGCCUCAUUCACAGAUCCAAAGGGGAAAAAAGAAGAGUCAAGUGUCUAUCGUUCGGUAAAAAAUAAAUACCACUCUCAAGAUGGGGAAGAAACACUAUAAAUGUUCUGAAUGUGGGAAGAGCUUUCAAGACACGCGCCUUCUGCAGCAACAUGAAGUAAUUCACACUGGGGAGAAACCCUACACGUGCUUGGAAUGCGGAAAGAGCUUUGCGCUGAGAGAAAAUCUGCACAAGCAUCAGAAAACUCACACUGGGGAGAAACCCUACACGUGCCUGGAGUGUGGGAAGAGCUUUUCGCUGAGAGAAAAUCUGCAGAAACAUGAGAAAACUCACACUGGGGAGAAACCCCAUACAUGCAUAGAGUGUGGAAAGAGCUUCACUCAGAGUGGGAGUUUACGUGUACAUCAACGGACUCACACUGGGGAGAAACCCUAUGCAUGCUUGGAGUGUGGAAAACACUUCACUCAGAGUAGAAAUCUACAUUCACAUCAAAAAACUCACACUGAGGAAAAACCCUACACAUGUCAGGAGUGUGGGAAAAGCUUCCGUGAGAGUGGAAGUCUACGUGUACAUCAACGGACUCACACUGGGGAGAAACCCUAUACAUGUGGGAAGUGUGGAAAGAGCUUCACUGCGAGUGGGCGCCUGCAUUUACAUCAACGGACUCACACUGGAGAGAAACCCCAUAUAUGUGUGGAGUGUGGAAAGAGUUUCACUGAAAGUGGGAAUCUAUAUCAACAUCAAAGGACUCACACUGGGGAGAAACCCUAUAAGUGCCUGGAGUGUGGGAAGAGUUUUGCAUUGAGUUCACAUAUACGUAGACAUCAAAGGACUCACACUGGAGAGAAACCCUAUCAGUGCACAGAGUGUGGACAGGCCUUUGCGCAUAGUGGAAGUCUGCGUUCCCAUCAAAGGACCCACACCGGGGAGAAGCCCUAUCCAUGCCUGGAGUGUGGGAAGAGCUUUGCUGUGAGUCAAAAUCUGCACAUACAUCGAAGGAUCCACACUGGGGAGAAACCCUAUACAUGUCAGGAGUGUGGAAAAAGCUUCCGUGGGAAAUGCUAUUUAAAUUCACAUCAAAAGACUCACACAGGGGAGUGUGGAAUGAGCUUCUCUCAAAAUAAAAAUCUACAUUCCCAUCAAAGGACUCACACUGGGGAGAAGCCCUAUCCAUGUCAGGAGUGUGGGAAAAGCUUCCGUGAGAGUGGAAGUCUACGUGUACAUCAACGGACUCACACUGGGGAGAAACCCUAUACAUGUGUGGAGUGUGGAAAGAGCUUCACUGUGAUAAUAAAUCUGCGUUCACACGAAAAGAUUCACACUGGGGAGAAACCAUACAAAUGCCUCGAGUGUGGAAAGAGCUUUGUGCUGAGUUCAGGUCUACGUUCCCAUCAAAGGAUCCACACUGGGGAGAAGCCCUAUCAAUGCCUGGAGUGUGGAAAGAGCUUCACUCAGAGUGGGGCUUUACGUGUACAUCGACAGACUCACACUGGAGAGAAACCCCAUACACAGUUCAAAUGAACGUAGACAUCAAAAGACUCACCUUGGUGAGAAACCAUAAACAGGCAGUCCUGGGUUGGAAACAGGAUCCCUUCUGUAGGUUUGCUCUUAAGUUGAAUUUGUCUGUAAGUCAGAACAGAUGUCUUUUAAAGUAUAAUCCCAAACCAAAGGGUGUUUGAGAAGAGAAUAGAGACACAGAGGUGGGAAGUUGAGAAAAGCAAAAUUACAGGCAGAAGGGGGAACAAAGGUUUGAUGUCAUGGCCGUGUUUGCAUCAAGUGAGACUACAAAACCCAUGAUCCAGAGACAGUUAAACAUGGCACUCGCUUGACUUGAUUGUAAACACGCCUUAGUUACUCUGCAGACUUAAAGUAUUGUAAUCUCCUCGAUUCCUUGUCUGAAUUGGAAAGUGCAAAGGACCAGGCAUGUCAGGGGCACAGAGCACCAACACCUGGGAGUCCUGCUUGGUGCAGUGACCGCUGGUGGGUGGGCUGGUUGGUGUCAUGUUGCCAGGGCUCUGCCUUAUUUAGGUAGAGAUGAAUCUGUUGCACCUCAGGGUAGUUUUCACCUUGCUCCCAAACACCAAUACACCAAAGCUGUAGAUUUUGUAGUUUAUUGAGAAAAAGGCAAAAUCAAAGCAUAAUCCUUUAACCAAUGGUCAAACAAGAGUCCAUGAAAAACAGUAGACAACCAGGCCCAAAUCCCAGACUCAGGAAGCCAGAAGCAUGCUGCUUAAAGCCAAGGUUAAUCCAUAGAAGUUGGCAAGGAAAGAGCCACGUUGAACUGACAACCCCUGUAUAUCAGCGAGAAUGCUAAAUGCCCUUUGCCAACAUGAACGCAUUGCAAUGACCUUUGGUAGACUUGGCUUCUUGCUUGCUAGUCAAGCGAGAGCUUCUCUGUCUUAAUUGUGUAAAGAAUGAAUGUUUUGAAUGCAUGCAGAGGAACAGAAAAGCAGGCCUGAAGAAAACCAACAUGGAGUUCUCGCAAGGCAUGAUAUGGGAGGGCCUUGGUAGUCGAAGCGAGGAGGCAGCAAGGCAUAACUGAAUGACAAUGGAAAAUAAGGUGUGCGGCCAUGCAUGUAAGGAGUACGAGCAGUGUGCAGGUGUAUCCCAUAAGUCAUGAGGCCUGGAAUGUGAAUGUCCUGAACUUUGGGGAGAACAAGGACUUGAAAAGACUUGAAAGAGAACAGAACAACCUGAUUAUUGAAAUGAAGAAAAAUGGAUUUUGGCCUAUAAAUGCAGGGGACCCCGACAACAUGCACGCUUCCUGAUCCAUGGCAACGGAGCAUCCACACCUCCUCGGAAAAGAUUGAUCACCUUUGCCGGAGGAGGCCUGUGUGUGCGUGAGUAUGUGUGAAUGUGUGUGUGCACAAGAGCUCUCCUUGAUGUGAUUCUGAUAUGACUCUGUGAUUAUUGUAUUUCAAUAAAAGUUACAUAAAUAGUGCCAAAGCCAAA